Messenger RNA from Motacilla alba alba, 6954 nucleotides. RefSeq names its product leucine rich repeats and transmembrane domains 2 (gene LRTM2). Lineage: Eukaryota; Metazoa; Chordata; Aves; Passeriformes; Motacillidae. The record is from RefSeq and is a predicted model, not a curated record. Gene Ontology annotation, biological process: positive regulation of synapse assembly; regulation of presynapse assembly; axonogenesis. Gene Ontology annotation, molecular function: protein binding. Bases 2036 to 3148 code for a protein of 370 amino acids. Gene Ontology annotation, cellular component: membrane. The transcript has 5 exons.
UCACCGUGGAGAGAAGAGCCUUCCCCUCCACCUGCUCAUCCCUCUGCUGAGCAUGCCUGCUUCAUUAGCUCAUCCUCUGCUUGCCCCUCUUCCUGUCUGCAGUCUCUGGCUUCUCUCUUUGAUUAUCCAUAUGUUGUUCACAUAAGGAGCUCUCCCCAAGAUUCAAUUCUUGGGCCUGCUGCACAAUAAAAAGGCACAACAAAGUCUCAAGAUUGCAUUCUGCAGAGUGCUUCCCAAGGCUUAGCUUGCCAUUCACAACCUGUUUUCAUGGUAGCUGGUCCAACGAUCACACAAAACAUGUGAUUCAACUGGAAGGUACCAGAACAGCAGAACAGCCAUGCCUGUACCAUCCAUUUGCAUUUUCUAGUCCCCAUUUCUGAAAUAUUCUUAUUUUCCCUCUUGAGUUAGUAACUUGAAAUUUUACUUUUUGAGUCCUCUAAAAAUUUCACUUCAAAAGAUAGCUUCCAGACACAUUAAAAUGAACAAAGAGCCCAAAACAGCCUGUUUUAUGAUACUGGACCUGAUAGAAGGGGCAGUUUAAAUAGAUCAACAAAACAGUAAUUCUUGUAAAUGCGAGCUACUGAGGUCCUCAUCAAGAUGGAGGAAGGCAAGGUAGGGGGCUGGUUUUGGGAGGGAAGGCUACAGGGGCCUGUAGGAGAGCACAGAGGAAAUCCCAGUGGUGGUAGUGGGCUGGAUUUGGCUGUACCAGCAGGCAAUGUCAGGGAGGGCAGGGAAUGCCUGUCACUGAUGGAUGUCACGGCACCUGACACAUGCACCUAUGGCUGAACACUCUCUCUGCUGCACCCAAAGUUCAGGGGAACAAACUGUGGAUCUUUCACCCAUUCUCCUCGUCCCAACUACUCCCUAACAGCACCCCUCAAGUUAUUCCUGAAUCCCUAAGGAAAGAGACACAGGGCUGUGCUGCCCACGGCGGGCACCUCUCGUUUGUCUCCCUCUUGGAUGCACUGCCUCUGGAACACUGGUGGGAAGUGGGAAGGGGGUGCCUUUCUCCCAAGCCCACCGGGUUCUCCCCUGCUGUGUCCCCAUCGCUGCAGCCGCUUGCCUCGCUCCUAUACAAAACCCAGGGCUUGUCCCUUUUCAUCCCGAUGCCUUUCUCUCUGAGUUUAUUGUCAUCAGCCGUAGCAGGGGAGAGAUGGAGGGAGGGGAGGAACUGUUCAGCUCGGUGCUUUCUCUUGUAACCUGUGCCUGACCAAUCUACCUCCUCAGGGGCUGUGGGGAGCUCCUCCCGCCCUGGCAUCUCCUCACCCCUCCUCGAGCCCCUCGGCUCCUGGCACCCGGAGAGGGAUGGAAGCAAGGGCGGGAUGAGGGAGAGAGAGGGACUGACAGCAACUGCCCUUUCUCCAGGAUGCACUGAGAGGAAUGAAAACCUCCCGAGCUCCUUCCUCUGGGUGUUUGGGAGCAGAUCCUGCCUGCCUGGCGGGGUGACUCCUCUGCACUGUCUGUGCGCGUUCCUGUGCGUGUGCUGCUGCCAUCGCAGAUGUACCCCCAGCUGUCACUUCACCGCGCACAGUCGCUCCCUCUCCCGCCUCUCUCUCUCUCUCUUUCUCUCUCCCCCUAUUUAUUAUUUACGGAGGAUUACAGUCCCUUUCCCACGCUGUCAUCUCGCUGUGCGGCUCCCCUGCCCUCCACGCGAGGCCAGCGGCUGGCUAGGGAGGGCUCCUGCCAGCUAGGGUCCAGAACAGAGGCACUUUCUGCUGGAUUUGCUUUGGGAUUGUACCGGGUUCGGAGGGCCGGGAGAGCUGCCAUUCUCACAGGAGGGUCCAUUCCAGCCGGAGAGAGUGCUGUAGGGAGUUAAAUAGAGCACACGGAAAGCCUGCUGCUGGGGACUGAAAGUCAAGGAGGGAGAGGGAAGGAAGAGGCUGUAAUUGGGCAGUGUCCGGGGAGUCGGGUGGAAGUGGCUGCAGGCAGAACCCCUCCAGGACCUGGCAGGCAGGCUACAAGGUCAUUCCUUCUCCCUGUGGGGCCGUGGGCCAGGCUGGCUGUUGGAUGUGAAGACACGCUGGAGAAGACCACGAUGCUGCCUGCAAGUGCUGGCCACCGGUGGAGGAGCAGGUUCCUCAUGAGGUGGCAGGAGGCUUGUCUGCUUGGCUGCUGGCUCUCACUAUGUGCUGCUGAGUCCUUCUUUGCUUGUCCUUCCUCCUGCAAGUGUAACAGUGGCAACCUGGAAGUGGACUGUAGUGGCUUGGGCCUCUCUUCCAUCCCCUCAGACAUCCCCACAAACACCAGGACCUUCCUCUUUCUCAACAACAAACUCAGCAUCCUGCCAGGAGCAGUGUUUUCCAACCUCUCUGCUCUGCAGAGGUUGGAUCUAUCCAACAACUUCUUGGACCAGCUCCCUCAGAACAUCUUCAGUGACCUGGGGAACCUCACAGAGCUCCAGCUGAGGAACAACAGCAUCCGGGCCUUGGACAAGGACCUGCUCCAACACACGGCCCUGCUGCGCCAGCUGGAUCUCUCCAUCAAUGGCUUGGCCCAGAUCCCUUCAGGCAUCUUUGACGAUCUGCCUGCUCUCCGCUCCCUCUCCCUCAGGUCCAAUCGCCUGCAGAGCCUGGACAGGGUGACCUUUGAGCCUCUGACCAGCCUGCAGCACCUCCAGGUUGGGGAUAACCCCUGGGAAUGCGACUGCAACCUCCGAGACUUCAAGCACUGGAUGGAGUGGUUCUCCUACCGAGGUGGGAAAAUCGACCAGCUGGCCUGCACCUUGCCCAAGGAGCUGAAAGGAAAGGACAUGAGGAUGGUGCCCAUGGAGAUGUUCAACUACUGCUCCCAGCUGGAUGACGAGAACAGCUCUACAGUUCUGGACAAUACUGGCCCACCUUGCACUAAAGGAAGCCCCGCUCCUUCCAAAUCUAAAUCAGGCCCAGAAACAGAAGUGGAGCCCAGUGUGGGAUGCCCUCAGAAACAGCGGUACAGGCCCGUGAGCGUGCGCCGGGCUAUCGGCACUGUGAUCAUCGCAGGGGUGGUUUGUGGCAUCGUUUGCAUCAUGAUGGUGGUGGCAGCUGCCUAUGGCUGCAUCUAUGCCUCCCUCAUGGCCAAGUACCACCGUGAGCUGAAGAAGAGGCAGCCACUCAUGGGUGACACAGAAGGUGAACAUGAAGAACAAAAACAAAUCUCUUCUGUGGCGUGAAACUGUUCUAGGAAGGAAGGGACAGCGAUGAAAAAAGGUACCUGAGAGCAGUCAAGCAUGGGGUCCUCCCAAAAUACAUCUUCCCAGACAGACUGUGCUAUUGCUCCACUCACCCAAGUAGUACAACAUGCUUCUGGGGGGUCAGGGCACCUGGCUCAAUUUCUUUUCCUCUGCCCCAGGCCCAUUUUGUGCCCUUUCACCCUUGGGCCCUCCCAGACAAAUAAAGUAGAGUCAGACCUCGAGUGCUUGCUGUGCCUCAUGCCCUUGCACAGAGCUUCCCUCACAUGCCUGCUGCAAAGGCUGCUGGCACCUUCUGGGACCCUGUGUCAUCCUCUCAGCUUUGGUCCUGAGUCAUCCUGUGUCCUGUCAAGAGUUCUGUGCAAACAGAGAGCAGCUGUGUGAAACUUUAUGUGGGGAGCAGGAUACCAGAAGUGUCCAUGCCUCACGGUUAGGUCACUGCUGUUGUGUGACACAAAGUUGCUGCCUACCCUACAAAUCAGUGCUGCCAAGAUUACAUCAGAAGGGAGGCAAGGUCCCUAUGGUAGGGCAACAGUCAGUGGUAGAUUUCCCUUCUCACUUUUAGAGGUGGAAAGAUAUCUGUAUCACCCUAACACACUGCCAGGGAGCACAGUGUCCCUCUUUUUGCUCCUGGCCAAGUCCAAACCUUCGAGCUGACACACACAUCAUCUGCUGCAGGUGCACAGGCACAGAGUCAUCCUCCUGUAAACACACACACACACACACACACUGACUCAUUCUGAUCCCAACACGCACAUACAGAGCCAGUCCCAGGCAUCCAGGCACCCAACCUGCACAUGCAGAGCUAUCACUCAUGCCCAUGCUGACCUGCCCUCUGCAUGCAGCCAUGGAUACAUCCAGGCACUUUACCGUACCCAGAUCACAUAGUGUGUAUCACCUUCUGCUUCAGACAAAAAACAUGCACACACCACUGAGGAGUAACAGAAACAUCUCAGCCACAGUGCAGAGCCAGUGGGAACUGGCAGAAGAGGAUGGAGAGAGGCAAAGUUAUUGAGAUUACAGCAACAGUCUGUGGAAAUAACUACACAGCAUCAAAAAAAAAAAAAAAAGAUGUGUUCUUAUCUAUUUUAUGUCUUCUCUAAUAAAUGGAGAGGGUAAGGAUAUGAAGCCUCCAUUUAGAAAUGUUUGAUUGGCAGAUCAGAAGUGGGUCAUCAGGAAAGACUAGAGGAGGAGGUGGCUCAUCAGGAGUGUAAGCCGUGCUGAGUAGUGUGAGCCUAGGGGAAGGUGUCAGGGGAAGAAGUCACACAACCCAGGAGCUGCCAUGGCUGGCACGGGGGCUAGCAUGGUGUGUGGAAUAGGGUGAUGCAGACGGGGUGACCAAAAUGAGUGGGCAGAGUUAUGAAGGGUCUUGAGGUGAAGGCUGGAACCUGGAGCACAGUGUGGCACAUGUGGGAGAGCCCAGGAAGGGUCUGGCACAGAAGGCAGCAGAGACCACAUGCACUCCCUUCACCAUCAUUGGGGUGUCCAAUGACACCCACAGCUGCACCUGAGUGUGCCCACAUACACAGCCGUGCACACUGCCACUGUCACGUAGGGUGACUUCUCCCAGCCAGAUUUUAAAGCCCUCAGACUGCAGUGCCUCCUAUUAGUCUUGGCUCAUUCUGACCUGGCAGGGAAAAAAAAAAGUGAGAGGGGGGAAAAAAAAAUGAAAGGAACUCAACAUAAGGACUCAUUUUGUAUCAGUGGAAGUGGGAUAAAAUGCUGUCUCCAGGGGAGAGCGCACAUUGCCAUGGUAACCUGCUCUAACCCGUCACAGUGGGUAUUCCUGGGCGAGGAAGAUGACACCGGAGGUCGUGCAUCCACUGUGCCUGUGGAUGGUGUGAUCCCUGCCAUCAGGAAACAAGCUGGCAGCCAGCCCAGCCUUGCAGGGUGUUUCACUAGCAACCUGUGUUCAGAGCCCGGCAUGCUCUGCAGGUGCACCCUGCCAGGGCACGUCACCUCUUCCACCUGCUCCAUCUGAAUCCCAGUGCCGUUGGACAUCUCAUAGCCCUCCUGCUCGCUGUGACUGGAUCCCUGUGGAAGCAAUGCACACUGGCUCCUCACUCCUUCAGGUCCCAGAGAGGUGGCUAUACUGACCCGUGGGCACACAACAUCAUCAAUCAAAGCCUGGAGUGGCAAAAUCCCUCCUGCUCUACCCAGAGCCAAGGAGGCAGAGGAGGAUGUUCUUCAGGGAAGCAGAAGACCAGGCUGCCACGGAGGAAGAACUGGGAGAAGCAGUCAGCCCGCCCACCAGUGUGCACACACACAUUCCCCCUGCUUCCAGCACACUGUGGGGAAGAGGAAGCAAAAAGGAGGGGGGCUGGUGAAAUGUGAGGAGGAAGAACUCUUCCCCCAUGCACUGUACAGCCACUCCAACCAUCCCAUCUGCUCCAAGGGUAGCCCGCUCUGAAGGGCAGAACUGGUGCACUGCAGACUCUGUAUGCGUGUUAUUGCUGUUCCACAUUCCCAGCAAGCCAGGACCAGACUCUGCCUGCUGGAUCCAAACCUCUCCCCAACCUCCCUCUCAGGGGAACCUCUCCCUUUACCAUACUGGACUCCGCAAUCAUACUUGAAAUGGGACUUGAGUCAGAGCGGUAUAUUUAUAGAUCUAUAUUUUACUUGCAUCAAAUAAUGGUGACAUAUUGCACAAAACAAAUGGGAUCUAUGUGUGUGUGUGUGUGUGUGUGCGUGUGUGUGUGUGAGAUAAGAGAGAGACUGUUUUUAAGGAAAUAGACUAGAGGUGAAAUGAAUGGGAAGAAGGUAGGGGACAACGCAGGGGUUGAGGGUGUGAAAUCCUCCUUUCCCUGCACCUUCCCUGUGACUUCCUCCUGCCCUGACCAAUUUUCUUUGUUGCUAAUAAUAUUUUCUAUAUCCUGUGUUGUGGGGCUGGUGAUGACCUUGCCCAUCCUUUCCUUUUUUCGUUUUAAUUUAUACGGCAGAAAGUCUGGAUUUAUCUCAACCCUAGACAAGGGACUGCUAUGUUUAGAAACCCACCCAGGAAAGGAGAAGACAGGAAAGGGGAGAACUGAGUGUUGCUGGGAAACACGAAGGCUGGCUACGAGGAGUCCCUCUGGAAAGCAAAUACUCUGUUUGGCAGGAUGAGGACCUGUCCUUUUGCAUGCAGAGCAGAGUAACUGGGCUCACUGGGAAGUGCCCUCUCCAUGGCACUGUUUGCAAACAGGCUCCUUCUCUGUUCCCCAGCACACCUGGAAGUCAGGCUGCCCUGGUGUGACUGAGCUGCUGCACUGCCCACAAGCACUGCAGGGAACACAGCAUCCUGAGCAGGCAGAAACAAAGCUCUGUGGGAUGCUGGAUACAGAACGAGACCCAGUGCUCCUUGUGUGCCCAGCCAAGGGGUUCCUCUGGUGUGUGGGGACAGCAGCUCCUGUUGUCCCUGCGGGCAUGGCUGGGCAUGGGGGGAAUGCCCCUGGAUGCACCCUCUGCUGCAGGCAGCUGCUCCAAUGACAUGUGCAGGUGCCUCAGGAAAGGCUCUUCUGGGGCUGGCAGGUCCAACACAUGCCAGGGCAAUGUUGGGCUGGCAGGGCCACCAGGAACAGCCCUCCUGCUCCCCUUCCCCACACCCUGUGGGACAGGUAGGCACAUCCCUUGCAGGGAACAGAUGGCACUUGUACUUCCUUCUUCUUUUUUGUUACUGUUUGAGGGAGAGCGACAAGAUUUUCUAAAAUGAUUGAAUGGAGGUUUCUUUGGCAUGAGACAGAAAAUUUUUAAAGGUAUAUUAUAUUUCUGGCUUGUUGUUACAGAAUAAUAAUAAAGAAUGUAUUUUCCUA